Molecule: messenger RNA, 690 nt
Organism: Magnusiomyces paraingens
Lineage: Eukaryota; Fungi; Ascomycota; Dipodascomycetes; Dipodascales; Dipodascaceae
Exons: 1
Coding region: 1-690 (229 amino acids)
Biological process (GO): protein dephosphorylation
Molecular function (GO): phosphatase activity
Source: RefSeq, a predicted model, not a curated record
AUGAAAGCCCAGAUCGUGCGCCGGCCUCCGUCGUCAAAGGUAGUUGUUCCGCCUAUCAACUUUGCAUGCGUAGAGCGCGCGCUGUAUCGCUGCGGGCAGCCAGCGCCAAUCAACUUUCCGUUUCUCAAGGAGCUCCGGCUCAAGACGAUUGUGUGGCUAGCCGUGGAGGAUCCUAGCGACCAGUUUUUUGCAUUUGCAGAUGAGCACGGGAUUGACGUGCACCACCUGGGGAUUGUGACAGAGGGCUCAAAUCCAUGGGACCAACUGACUGAGUCGUCAAUCGUGACAGCCCUUAAUAUCAUCAUGCGAAAGGAAGCCUACCCACUCAUGGUGUGUUGUGGCAUGGGCCGCCAUCGCUCCGGAACGGUGAUUGGGUGCCUGCGCCGGUUGCAGGGCUGGAACCUUGCGUCUAUCUCAGAGGAGUACCGGCGGUUUGCCGGUGCGCGCGGUGGCCGUGUGUUGAUUGAGCUACAUAUUGAGGCCUUUGAUACGGCUACAGUGGAUAUUGAUAUGGAUAAUGUCCCGCAAUGGUACCGGACAAACCUGACGCAACAAUACCAGCACCAGCAACUGAUACGGGAUGAAGAAAGGGAAGAAAAUAAUCAGGAGGAACCGGCGACAGGUUUGCCGACAAAUGCUUCUCUUAAUAAUGAACUUAGCACACACCAGAUUCAAACGACAGUUUCGUGA